Triticum turgidum subsp. durum (durum wheat) is the source of this 1206-nucleotide messenger RNA. The record is from the annotation of a GenBank genome assembly. NCBI's taxonomy places the organism in Eukaryota, Viridiplantae, Streptophyta, Magnoliopsida, Poales, Poaceae.
AUGGGUUCAGACAACAUCGGCCCCAGAGAUGUCUGCGUUGUCGGGGUCGCGCGCACCCCUAUGGGUGGUUUCCUCGGCGCCCUGUCCUCCUUGCCUGCCACCAAACUUGGCUCCAUAGCUAUCGAAGCUGCUCUGAAAAGGGCGAAUGUGGAUCCACCCCUUGUGCAGGAGGUCUUCUUCGGCAAUGUCCUGAGUGCUAACUUGGGCCAAGCUCCAGCGAGACAAGCUGCCUUAGGCGCAGGGAUACCAAACACGGUUGUUUGCACGACGGUCAACAAAGUCUGCGCGUCUGGCAUGAAAGCAACGAUGUUUGCUGCACAGUCGAUUCAACUGGGCAGCAAUGAUAUUGUAGUGGCAGGGGGCAUGGAAAGCAUGUCGAAUGCUCCGAAAUACAUCGCUGAAGCUAGAAAAGGUUCUCGUUUCGGACAUGACAGCCUUGUUGACGGUAUGCUUAAGGAUGGCCUUUGGGAUGUAUACGGCGAUUGUGCCAUGGGAGUGUGUGCUGAGCUUUGUGCUGACAAUCAUGCUCUGACAAGGGAAGACCAAGAUGCUUUUGCUAUUCAAAGUAAUGAGCGUGGAAUUGCUGCUCGUGAUAGUGGCGCUUUUGCAUGGGAGAUCGUUCCGGUUGAAGUUCCUGUCGGCAGAGGAAAACCACCAGUACUUGUUGAAAAAGAUGAGAGCCUUGACAGGUUUGACCCAGCGAAACUGAGGAAGCUCCGCCCAAGUUUCAAGGAGAAAGCUGGCACUGUUACUGCUGGGAACGCUUCUAGUAUAAGUGAUGGCUCUGCCGCAUUAGUAUUGGUGAGUGGGCAGAAGGCUCAAGAGCUUGGGCUGCAAGUUCUUGCAAGGAUCAAAGGAUUUGCCGAUGCGGCUCAAGCUCCCGAACUAUUUACCACCACCCCAGCACUUGCCAUACCGAAGGCUCUCUCAAAUGCUGGCUUAGAAUCUUCAUCUGUUGAUUUUUACGAAAUUAACGAAGCCUUUGCGGCUGUUGCACUUGCAAAUCAGAAGAUUCUCGGAAUUCCUUCAGAAAAGAUUAAUGUACAUGGAGGAGCAGUGUCUUUAGGACACCCUCUUGGAUGCAGCGGUGCUCGCAUUUUGGUCACCCUUAUUGGUGUCCUCAGGGAGAAGGGUGGCAAAAUCGGGGUCGCCGGUGUCUGCAACGGCGGAGGCGGAGCAUCCGCACUUGUUCUCGAGCUCGCGUAG